This is a messenger RNA of Phragmites australis (common reed), 982 nucleotides long. RefSeq lists its product as uncharacterized. The transcript has 7 exons. The record is from RefSeq and is a predicted model, not a curated record. The coding region runs from base 316 to 738 and encodes 140 amino acids. Gene Ontology annotation, molecular function: protein phosphatase inhibitor activity. Gene Ontology annotation, cellular component: cytoplasm. NCBI's taxonomy places the organism in Eukaryota, Viridiplantae, Streptophyta, Magnoliopsida, Poales, Poaceae.
UAGGAAAAAAAAAAAAGAGCCAGAUUGUGGGGCGGAGCAAAGACCCAGAUGGUGAACGGUCUGUAGUGUAGCGUAGCGACGACGCCCCGACUCCCGGAUCCCCUCGAUUCCUACGCCGUCGCCGCUCUCUCCACCCGGCUCGCCGCCGCCUCGGGGGCUCGCCUCUCGCCCUCUCCUCCCCGACACGCCUACGCCGUCGCCUAGAUCUAGAGGAGGACCAUCUGCCCGGAGCACUUCGCCACCUCCGAGCUCCGAGCCUACCUCCACCUCCCGGUCCUCCCCGCCAGCUCCGCGAGGCUGCAGCCCAACUUUACCAUGUCUGGGAUGCCAUCUGAUGAUGAACCUGGCCAAGUGAGGCUUGAAGGAGAUGUUUCGGAUGAAAAGGUAGAAGAAACUAAGGACACAAAAGAAGUGACUGGGAUGCCCUCACAACAAGAGGAGGAGGCAGCAAUUAAGAAAAAAUAUGGAGGAAUAUUGCCCAGAAAGACACCACUUAUAUCAAAGGACCAUGAACGUGCUUACUUUGAUUCUGCUGACUGGGCUUUAGGAAAGCAAGGUGGAAUGCCCAAGCCUAAAGGUCCCCUUGAAGCACUUCGACCAAAGCUUCAGCCAACUCAACAGAAUGCACGCGCCCGUCGAACUCCUUAUGCAUCUGCAGACAAUGAUGAGAGUUUGAACUUGUCUGCAGACGAUUUGAGCCAGCAAGGCGAAUCCAUUGAGGAUAAGAACAAGGAAUAAAUACGUCAUGCAGCUUUGUGCUUUUUACACAACAAAAUGUCGUUUGAUGUCCUCAUGCUAAAACUUUUUCCUUGAUAAUAAGUUGCACGGAUGCCUUUAAUACUAGUGAGGUUGAAAUGUGUAGUUUGAACUGCAUGUGAGAUGUGGUAUAACUUGUAUCUACUACAUUCAGCUGUUGAGAUGUGCAGUUUAAAUUGCAUGUUGAGAUGUGGUAUAUCUUGUAUCUACUACAUUCAGCUGUUGA